Molecule: messenger RNA, 977 nt
Organism: Musa acuminata subsp. malaccensis (wild Malaysian banana)
Lineage: Eukaryota; Viridiplantae; Streptophyta; Magnoliopsida; Zingiberales; Musaceae
Product: myb family transcription factor MPH1
Molecular function (GO): DNA binding; DNA-binding transcription factor activity
Source: RefSeq, a predicted model, not a curated record
UCGUUGCUGUUCUUUUCUCGAACCGCAGGGCAUUCCUUCUACCUCUUUGGAGGGCUUUGGGAAUGUUUGACCGAGUCCUGUCGUAAAGUUCAGAAGCCUCCCUCCUACAUAAACAACUUCAUCGGCUCGGCCAAGAUAUCAAGAUACCUCGGGAAGGAGGAGUACGGAUCAAGGCAUGAGAUUCUUGGGAAGAAGGGUGAGGCAGUACAACAGAACCGACGCUCCUCGCAUGCGAUGGACGGAGGAGCUGCAUCGGUGCUUUGUCGAAGCAGUCGAUUGCCUCGGAGGAGAAACGGAAGCAACUCCAAAGAGAAUUCAACAGUUAAUGGGCGUAAAAGGAAUAAGCAUAUCUCAUGUCAAAAGCCAUCUGCAGAUGUACAGAAGCACGAGCACCCACUGCGAGAAGAACCGAAGCACGCAACGGGAAGCACCGCGGCACGACGUCCUCAUGGCUUACAGUCUGCCGAAGCAGAGAGCGGACGCACACCUCGGUCUCACCCGUUCAAUUCAAUCGCCGACGUUUGAGGAGCUGCUGAGAGACUGGGCAGCAAAGAACAUGGCCUCCAUCUUUCCAAGAGACACGUUGACCGAAGACAACAGCCAGCUACUCCAGCUCGCUUAUUCUCAGCGAUCGCCGCCGAAGGAGACCAACCGCGAGCCGAGCUUAUCGUCUUUUGCCUACCGGAAUCAGAGAAGCUUGGCAGACACGGGCGACCGGGGAUCAAGUGCAGCAAAGAAGCACGUAAACUUGGAGCUGACCAUCUCAUCACCUGCCUGUUCCUGACACGAUGCUUGUAGUCAACCAUACAAGUUAGCAGAAGACGAGCAGAUCCACAAUGUUUUCUUGAAUCCGCUUCGGACGACCCGAAGGAUCUAAGAAAGAUUGUUUAGAUGUUCGUAGACACUUGUAAAUUUGUUGUAGCCCUAAAAACAAUAAUUGCAUUUUGAUCAGUUUAUGCGACUCCUAUUGAAAUCUC